Euleptes europaea (tarantolino) is the source of this 1302-nucleotide messenger RNA. RefSeq names its product putative nuclease HARBI1. Lineage: Eukaryota; Metazoa; Chordata; Lepidosauria; Squamata; Sphaerodactylidae. The record is from RefSeq and is a predicted model, not a curated record. Bases 1 to 1302 code for a protein of 433 amino acids. The transcript has 2 exons.
AUGUCCCCUCUGAACACCAUGUUCCUGAUGGUGCUGCAGGUCAUCCUUGUGAUCUGUAAAAACUCUUUGGAUUUGUGCGCGACGCUCUUGCGGAACCUCCGUUCAAAGAAAAAGAAACUCUGCCGUUCCCUGCACUUGCAGAGCCGGAGAGGCGUGGCUUGGACGUCGCGGUAUUCAAGGAGGGCCAGCGCGCGGUCCCGCUGGUAUGCCCUCGCUGAAGUCGGGGUGCCCCGCCGCUGGUGGGUGUAUCCCCGGAGCAAGAACUGGUGGCAGCAGUUCAUCCGGCUCACGUGGGAUGAGGAGCAGUGGAUAGAGAGCUUUCGCAUGAGCCGGGCCACCUUUUUUGAAAUUGUGGAAGCCCUCCGACCACGCCUCCAGCGGCAGACCACCAACAUGAGGGAGCCGAUUCCUGUCGAAAAGAGAGUCGCCAUUGCCAUCUGGUACCUUGCCAAUGCAAACUGCUACAGGGAGGUCCGUGAACAGUUUGGGGUUGGUCUCUCCACGGUGGGGGAGAUAGUCCUGGAGGUUUGCUGUGCCAUGGAGCUUGACCUGCUGCGGAAGACAGUGUGCCUGGGCAGUGAGGUCACCACGAUCAUGGAUGGUUUUGCACAUCUCGGAUUUCCACACUGCGUUGGGGCAAUCGACAGAAUGCACAUCCUCAUACGAGCUCCAGGAGGGCGGAUUGAUGAAUAUGGGAACUGCAAGAAAAACUGCUCCAUACUGCUGCAGGGCACCGUGGACCACAGUGGGCGAUUUAUCGAUGUCGAGGUUGGCUGGAGCGGCAGGACCCAUGAUACGUUUGUAUUCCAGAACUCUGCCUUGUGCACUGCGAUGGAUGCUGGGGUCUUUAUUCCCGGAAACCCAACCAUGGAUUUAAAUGGGGUGCAGGUGCCGGCGUUGAUGGUAGCGGAUGGAGCUUACCCCAUUCGCAGGUGGCUAAUGAAGCCCUUUGGCAAAAAUGGGGACAUGCGUUGGCAGACAUUUGACCAUGCGCUGCACAGGGCUAGGAACGUGGUGGAGUGUGCAUUUGGGCGGCUCAAAGCACGCUGGCGUUGCUUGACGAUGCGCCUCCCCGUUUUUGAGGAAAACAUAACCACUGUGAUUACGGCGUGUGUCAUUCUUCAUAAUAUAUGCGAGGAGAAAGGACAUGGCAUUGUAGCGGACCUCUGUGACUCCGUCCCUCCUCCUGUUUCUAGGGAUGAGGAAGACUACUACCAUAAUGAUAACUGUUAUAAAGAGGAAGGGGAACGUGUCAGGAAUGCGCUUGCUGAUUUCAUGCUUGGCCACCAACCUUGUCCAUGA